AUGAGCGCAACACAUCAAUUUCCCCAGCAAGAGCUCCCUGUGCGGACAGCUGUUCCCGUGAACGAUGACGAUUACACCUCAUCCUCCGGCUCGUCCUCAGAGGAGAGCGAGGACGAGGAAUCCGACGAUGACACCAACGAGAUGACGAUCGACUCGAAGCCCAGUUCUAUCAAGACCACAACCGCCAACGGAACCUCAAUACCCAGUAUCCCCGGACGCCCGAAGCCGCAAAUACACCGCAUGGAGGGUCGUUCGGACCUAUUAUCGCGCCUAUCAUCAUUUUUGCCGCAAAUGAAGAAUGCGAAUGAAGAGCUUGAGAAGGAAAUUGCUGCCGGAAGGGGUGAUGCCAUGGUAUUGGAUUCUGUAGAUGAUGAGAAGGACUACAUAGAGAUGAAUCUUGGAUUAGGAGUGCUGAAGGAGAAGCGCGCGGAUGGUCAGGAUUCGUCGAGUGAAGAUGAGAGUGACGAUGAGAACUCCGAUGUUUCCGCGGAAACAAAGCAACAUAAGGAAAAACCUGAUAUUCUGGAUAUGCUCAUGGGAGGCAAGAAGGCAGAGACAGAGAAGCCAUCUAUCGAGGAAAUGAAGGAGUAG
Penicillium manginii is the source of this 591-nucleotide messenger RNA. RefSeq names its product NOPCHAP1/New4 family protein. NCBI's taxonomy places the organism in Eukaryota, Fungi, Ascomycota, Eurotiomycetes, Eurotiales, Aspergillaceae. The transcript is spliced from 2 exons. Gene Ontology annotation, biological process: box C/D snoRNP assembly. The record is from RefSeq and is a predicted model, not a curated record. The coding region runs from base 1 to 591 and encodes 196 amino acids.